AUGGCGCCUGAUCGCACGGGAAAGAGUGUGUUCUUGGGGAACAUCCCCUACAAUCUCACGGAGGAGCAAGUCAAAGACAUUCUCAGCACGGCUGGCACCGUCACCAAGUUCCGUCUGAUGAUGAACCCCGAGACCGGCAAACCCAAGGGCUAUGGAUUUGCUGAUUUCGCCGAUGCCGAUGCGGCGGCUUCAGCUGUUCGCAACCUCAACGACUACGAAAUAAUGGGCCGCAAAAUCCGCGUCGAUUGGCCUCACAACAACGAGAAGGAUUCUGUGCCCACAGACUACCCUGAAGAUUCGCAAUCGAUGGCUCAAGAUCCGACGCCCCAGCUUCAGCAGAUCCCCGGGUCCGCGCCAUUGCCUCCUCUUCCUCCGGGCGUUGACGUGCCCCCUCACCUCGACUGCCCGAACGCCAUCUCUCACACUCUCGCCUCUCUCCCACCCAAUCAGCUCCUCGAUGUCCUCACACAGAUGAAGGCUCUCGCCGUGGCCGACCCCGCACGCGCAACUGAACUCCUACGUCAAGCUCCACAGCUCGCAUACGCGAUCUUCCAAGCGCUUCUGCUCAUGAACCUUGUGGAGUACCAGCUGCUCGGCUCCAUCGUCGAGCAAGCGGCUCAGCCAGCUCCCGUUCAGCAAACCGCACAACAAUUCCAGCAGCCAUACGGUGUGCCUGGUCAGAUCGGUACCCCGCCUGUCGCAGGAACGCCAUUUGCCCCUCCCCCUCCUCAGGCAGCCGCACCUCCAGGCGUGCCCAACCAAGACGAGCUUUUGCAGCAAGUUCUGAAUAUGCCCCAAUCAGCCAUUGAUGCUUUGCCUCCGAUGGAGCGCAGUCAGAUCAUGUUGCUUCGUCAGCAGCUUAUGCAGGGUGGCAUGCGGUAG
This is a messenger RNA of Penicillium maclennaniae, 882 nucleotides long. RefSeq names its product putative polyadenylation factor subunit CstF64. The coding region runs from base 1 to 882 and encodes 293 amino acids. The transcript has 2 exons. Gene Ontology annotation, cellular component: mRNA cleavage and polyadenylation specificity factor complex. Gene Ontology annotation, molecular function: mRNA binding. Lineage: Eukaryota; Fungi; Ascomycota; Eurotiomycetes; Eurotiales; Aspergillaceae. Gene Ontology annotation, biological process: mRNA 3'-end processing. The record is from RefSeq and is a predicted model, not a curated record.